Messenger RNA from Bufo bufo (common toad), 1901 nucleotides. RefSeq lists its product as uncharacterized. Bases 101 to 1594 code for a protein of 497 amino acids. Lineage: Eukaryota; Metazoa; Chordata; Amphibia; Anura; Bufonidae. The record is from RefSeq and is a predicted model, not a curated record. The transcript is spliced from 13 exons.
CUUGUCUAUUCUGCGUUUCUGGUCUCGUUCGUCUUUGUGCCUGCCGCUCGUUGUGUUCGUUCCUGGGGCUGCAGAAGGGAGACCGGAGAGGUGGUUUAAUAUGUCGUCUUGGGUGAAGGUCACUAGAGGUCAGCCACAGAAACCCCUCGCUGGCAAGAAGAAGCCUAGCUGGAUUCCUCGUCUUCUAGACAUUAACCCAUACAAACCCAGCCAGAAGGCCUCCUUCUCAGAGCAGUACAGUAGAGAUUUGGAAGAACAGGAAAGCAUUGAAGAACUUUUUGGGAAGAAACAUAUCUUUACUUCUGGAACAGAGGAAUACUGUGAGAGAUAUCAGUACUCACAAAACAGCAAUCAGUUCAACUCUGAUGAUCGCAGAGAGAAGCUAUAUUUGAAGUUUUAUCAGCAGAUUCAAGAUGAAUACCACAAAGAGAGACCUUCAGACUGUGUGAUUGUUGCUAUCAGCAAGGAUCAGAUGGAGUACGCCACUGCCAUAGGCCAUCGAUUACAGGAUCAUGGCCUUGUGGUGGAGAUGAUAUACUUGACAUCAGAGUCUGGUCUCACACGCGCCCUCCAGGAGGUUAAAAAUGAUGGCUCCCCGUUUUGCAUACUAGUUGAACAGUCAAAUGUAGCUCUGUCCUCUUGCACUGCAAUCAUUCUUCAUGACUCUAUCAAAAUACACCGUAAUAUGCCCAUGGAGGAUGCCCUGGCUCUGGUAGUUAAGGCAUUUGGGAAAAUUUUUGGCGAGCGUGAACAGCAGGAACGUAAUGAGAUUUCACACAAAGCGGCUGAUCUGGCGGAUGACUACCUGGAGAGGGAACUCUAUCAAUCUUACAAUGUCCCUCUGGACAUUAGACACCUUCUCUUCCUCUUAAGCGAAGGCAAAUAUUUAUAUUCUGAAGAGCUGAACUCAAUCAGUGACUACCUGAAGACCAGGAUAACUGAGCUGGAAGGCUUUGAAGAAGCGGAUACCACCGAGAAGUCAAAUGCUUCCUAUGAAAGUCACAGCAGCACUAAGACCCUUCUCCUGGAGAAGCCGCCUCCUCUCCUUCCCACUCCUGCCAGGAACUCCUACAUCCCACAGCCCAAACCCGCUUUGCUGGGUGACAGACCUUCCGGCGGAGGGCUCCUUCCAACGCCAGGCUUUAAGAAGACCGAUCACAAGGAUGAUGGCAUCAGCGGUGUGUAUGAAACAAAUAUAUCAACAGUUGGCACUCCUGAUGCUCUGGCCAAGCCUCCACCGCUCCUCCCUACCCCGGGAAGGACUCCGCUCAUGGCAAUCGGAAAACCACCUCUCUUGCGGGAUAGACCCUCUGCUGGACUCCUUCCUACACCAGGAGAAAUGGAGACUCAUCAGACCAGGCAACAUUUUUCCAGUCUUCAACAGUCCAAUUUUGGAAUCUCUCCUGCAACAGGUAAACCUCCACCUCUUUUAGCGAUGCCUCCUAAGAGACCACCACUCCUUGGGUUUCCACCUCACUCACCUGCAAAACGUCCCUUGCUGGGGGACAAACCUGGUCUCCUCCCAACCCCAUCGAUGUCUGUGAACCCCUCUUCACUGCUCUGGCCGCCCAAGCCCAAACCUUUGCUGAAGUAAGGACAGAAGAUCACCUCCUCCCAGUAUCUGUUGUAUACCCAGUUGUACUUGUAAUUCAGUAUUAGAGCAGUGCAGCAGAAUUUGUGGUAUUUGUAAAGUCCCUACAUUCCUAAAAGCUUCUUUUUUUUUUCUUUUUUUUUUUUAUCACAUUCUGUAUACGGUUCCUUCUUAGCAUGUGAGAGUUUGGGAAGCAGAAAGUCAAUUUCAAGUGCAAUGCAAGCCAUCGAGAGAACUACUAUAUUGUUUGUAUAUUUUAUUUUCCUCAUGAUCUUUUCUCGGGAAAGAAUAAAUUUUUUUUUUUGUUUUA